CCCAAGGAAAGCAGGUUCCCCAGGCAUUGCCACCUCCACCUUCUCUUCUUCCCUACUCCAUUACAGAUGUCUGGUCCUUUCACUUCACAAACAAAGCAAUAACUGUCAAGAGUUCCUCAGUCUCUCUCUCUCUGUCUUUCUCUUAAUCUCUAGGCCUUGCAGAGUUUUGAGAGGAAAGUGAAGAGAAGGAGAUAACUGUAGACGAUCAGAUAUGGGGAAUUCUCGGCGCCAGUUGAAGGCCAUGCUUCGCAAAAAUUGGCUUCUCAAAAUUCGUCAUCCUUUUGUUACUGCUGCGGAGAUUUUGCUUCCUACGAUUGUCAUGUUACUGUUGAUAGCUGUAAGGACACGAGUUGAUACACAAAUUCACCCUGCUCAACCGUAUAUACGGGAAGAUAUGUUUGUGGAAAUAGGGAAAGGAAUAUCCCCGAAUUUUCAACAAGUUCUAGAAGUAUUGUUGGCAGAGGGAGAGGUUUUGGCUUUUGCACCAGAUACAGAACAAACUAGGAUGAUGAUCAACCUCAUGUCGAUGAAGUUUCCUUUAAUUAAGCAAGUUUCUAGAGUCUACAAAGAUGAACUUGAGUUGGAAACCUAUAUAAGCUCAGAUCUCUAUGGUGGCUGCAAUAGAGUCAAGAAUUGUUCAAAUCCAAAAAUCAAAGGAGCUGUUGUAUUUCAUGAUCAAGGACCUCAAUUAUUUGAUUAUAGCAUACGUCUUAAUCACACAUGGGCAUUCUCAGGGUUUCCUGAUGUUAAAACCAUCAUGGACGUAAAUGGCCCUUACCUAAAUGACUUGGAAUUGGGUGUUAGUCCUAUACCAACAAUGCAAUACAGCUUCAGCGGAUUUUUCACUCUUCAGCAGGCAAUGGAUUCAUUCAUAAUAUUUUCUGCUCAGCAAACCGAGACUAAAACUGCUAGUGAAUUUAUAGAGCUUCCAUCUUCUAAUUCACCUGCUACCCCUUCAUUACUCAAGCUGCCAUGGAAGCAAUUUAGCCCUUCAAAAAUUAGAAUUGCUCCCUUUCCAACACGUGAAUACAUUGACGAUGAGUUCCAGUCCAUCAUUAAGAGUGUCAUGGGAGUAUUGUACCUGUUGGGAUUUCUCUACCCAAUCUCUCGCCUUAUCAGCUACUCUGUGUUCGAGAAGGAACAAAAGAUAAGAGAAGGUCUCUACAUGAUGGGCUUGAAAGAUGGAAUAUUUCAUCUCUCUUGGUUUAUUGCAUACGCUUUGCAGUUUGCAAUUUCGUCUGGGAUUAUUACAGCUUGCACUAUGAAUAACCUCUUCAAAUAUAGCGAUAAGUCAGUGGUGUUUAUGUAUUUUUUCUCCUUUGGACUCAGUGCAAUCACGCUAUCAUUUUUGAUCUCUACAUUCUUCACUCGAGCAAAAACAGCUGUUGCAGUUGGAACCCUUUCUUUUCUUGGGGCCUUCUUUCCCUAUUAUACGGUUAAUGACCCAGCUACCCCAAUGAUAUUGAAGGUCCUUGCUUCUUUGCUUUCACCUACGGCUUUUGCUUUGGGAUCUGUCAACUUUGCUGAUUAUGAGCGUGCUCAUGUUGGGCUUCGGUGGAGUAACAUAUGGCGAGGAUCAUCUGGGGUGAAUUUUUUGGUCUGUCUUUUGAUGAUGUGGCUUGACUUGCUUUUAUACUGUGCUGUUGGUCUGUACCUUGACAAGGUCCUUCCCAGGGAAAAUGGAGUUCGGCACCCUUGGAACUUUAUAUUCAAGAACUGCUUCUGGAGAAAGAAAGGAAUUGUCAGACAUCAUGUUUCCAAUUCGGAAGUUAAACUUAAUGAUAAGCUUUCUUUGGGAAAUGACACUGUUGAACCUGCUAUUGAGGCGAUAAGCUUGGACAUGAAGCAACAAGAACUUGAUAACAGAUGCAUCCAGAUUAGGAACCUGCAUAAGGUAUACGCUAGUAAAAGGGGGAGUUGUGCCGCUGUUAAUUCACUGCAGCUUACCUUGUAUGAAAAUCAGACUCUUGCUCUUCUGGGACAUAAUGGGGCGGGAAAAAGCACAACUAUUUCAAUGCUUGUUGGUCUUAUUCCUCCCACUUCAGGGGAUGCUUUGGUUUUCGGAAAGAAUAUACUGACGGACAUGGAUGAGAUACGUAAUGGACUGGGUGUAUGCCCUCAACAUGAUAUUCUUUUUCCAGAACUGACCGUGAGAGAGCAUUUGGAAAUGUUUGCUAUGCUGAAGGGUGUGAAGGAAGAAAUUUUGGAGACGGUUGUAACUGAUAUGGUUGAUGAAGUGGGUUUGGCUGAUAAAGUUAACACUGUUGUGAGUGCUCUUUCUGGUGGCAUGAAGAGGAAAUUGUCUCUUGGAAUUGCCCUUAUUGGAAACAGCAAGGUUAUAAUUCUGGAUGAGCCCACUAGUGGAAUGGAUCCAUAUUCAAUGCGGUUGAUAUGGCAGCUAAUCAAAAAAAUAAAGAAGGGAAGAAUAAUAUUACUGACUACCCACUCAAUGGAUGAAGCUGAUGAACUCGGAGAUCGGAUAGCUAUCAUGGCUAAUGGAUCUCUGAAAUGCUGUGGAAGCUCCCUAUUCUUGAAGCAUCAGUACGGGGUUGGUUAUACUCUUACUUUAGUGAAGUCUGCUCCUACUGCUUCUAUGGCUGCUGAUAUUGUUUAUCGUCAUAUUCCAUCAGCAAUAUGUGUGAGUGAGGUUGGAACAGAGAUUUCUUUUAAGCUUCCUCUGGCAUCCUCCUCAUCCUUUGAGAGUAUGUUCAGAGAGAUUGAAAGUUGCAUGGGACUAUCAGUCUCUAACUCCGGAACAAAUAAUAAUGGGAACAAAAACUAUCUUGGAAUUGAAAGCUAUGGCAUCUCAGUCACAACCCUGGAGGAGGUAUUUUUGAGAGUUGCAGGAUGUGACUAUGAUGAGAUUGAUGGUUUCAAGCAAAGGAACAAUAUUCUCUCACCAAAUCCUGUGGUCCCUACUGCUUCUCAAAGUCAUACCUCGAAAAGAGUUUUAGAUUCCAAACUUAUGGGAAAUUAUAGAAAUAUUAUUGGUGUCGUAUCUUCCAUAGUGGGGAAAGCCUGUGGUUUAAUGUUUGCUACAGUUUUUAGUUUCAUUAAGUUCUUAGCCAUGCAGUGCUGUUGCUGUGAUAUUGUUUCAAGGUCAACAUUUUGGCAACAUAUUAAGGCAUUAUUUAUAAAAAGGGCAAUAUCUGCUCGGAGAGACCAGAAAACCAUCGUUUUCCAGCUUCUAAUUCCUGUUAUCUUCUUGCUUUUUGGUCUCCUUUUUCUUGAGCUUAAGCCACAUCCUGAUCAGCAGUCCAUUACCUUGACAACUUCACAUUUUAAUCCUCUUUUAAAUGGAGGUGGUGGUGGUGGUCCAAUCCCUUUUGAUCUGUCAAAGCCCAUUGCAGUGGAGGUUGCAAAAUAUAUUGAAGGGGGUUGGGUCCAGACCUUUAAAGAGAGUGCGUAUAAAUUUCCUGAUUCGGAGAGGGCAUUAGCUGAUGCUAUAAAAGCAGCAGGGCCAACAUUGGGACCAAUUUUACUUUCAAUGAGUGAAUUUUUAAUGUCUAGCUUCAAUGAAUCCUAUCAAUCGAGGUAUGUUAACAUGAAUGCUGAACUAUUUCAUUCUCUCAAGACCUUGCUUUCUUUAAACUUCAUGUGGAUAUUACAGCUUCAUUGUUUUUGUGCUUUUCUCAAUCAAUGUAUUAGCAAUUCCAGUUCUUCUUUUGCCCCUGCUAAUAAGUUAUAAUUAGGUGGAUUCCUU
Jatropha curcas is the source of this 3703-nucleotide messenger RNA. Lineage: Eukaryota; Viridiplantae; Streptophyta; Magnoliopsida; Malpighiales; Euphorbiaceae. The record is from RefSeq and is a predicted model, not a curated record.